This is a messenger RNA of Priapulus caudatus, 853 nucleotides long. RefSeq lists its product as uncharacterized. Bases 74 to 853 code for a protein of 259 amino acids. Lineage: Eukaryota; Metazoa; Priapulida; Priapulimorpha; Priapulimorphida; Priapulidae. The record is from RefSeq and is a predicted model, not a curated record. The transcript has 5 exons.
CAUAGUGCUAUUCGCCUACUGCGGCAGCUUUGGCGUGGAUGCGACACAAUGGAUCUCUGACAUCUCCAUCCCCAUGAGUGCAUCAUCUGAAUUCAAGGGCGAGGUUGCCGGAGCAAACCAAAGCAGCAAUUGUCCCGCCUCGGUGCACUGCAUUAAAAAUGCCAUGGAUAACAACCCCAUGACCAAGUGGAUUGCUAAUUCCAGCGCAAACGAGGAGAUUGCGUUCGAAGUCCUAACGCCGAUAUAUUUAGACGCUAUUUGCAUUAAAUUCUCAGAAGGUAGAAUCCGUAAUGUUAGCUUUUAUGCUAACACGCUACCAACGGAGUCCUGGACUUACAUUGGAAAGAUGCUUCUACCUACCAGCAGUGAUUACAGCGUACGACACUUCAUCGCAGAUCUCAUAUAUCCAAGAGCGGUUCGCUACUUCAAGAUUUCUAUCCUAGACACGUACGCAGCGGAAAUGAAUAUUGGAAUCUCAGAUAUUUACUUUCGGAUAAAAGGUGAGUGCACUGACAUGUGUAAUGUAAACGCUUACUGCGAUACUGAAGGCGCAACUCCGACAUGUGUAUGCCGAGAUGGGUGGUUAGGAGAUGGCGUUCAUUGCUACCAUGGAGCCGUAACCACAGGAGCCGUGACCACAGGAGCCGUGACCACAGGAGCCGUGACCACAGGAGCCGUGACCACAGGAGCCGUGACCACAGGAGCCGUGACCACGGGAGCCGUGACCACAGGAGCCGUGACCACAGGAGCCGUGACCACAGGAGCCGUGACCAAAGGAGCCGUGACCACAGGAGCCGUGACCACAGCAGCCAUGACUGCAGCCGAUCAGGUAGAGCAGGCAUCUCCUGUGUAG